This is a messenger RNA of Racocetra persica, 317 nucleotides long. Lineage: Eukaryota; Fungi; Glomeromycota; Glomeromycetes; Diversisporales; Gigasporaceae. The record is from the annotation of a GenBank genome assembly.
AAUUUGCCGAAGAAUUUAAAAAAGAUGUUAAGAAAACCCCAACAAAAAAAACUUCGGGACGCACCCGACCAAUCAAGGAAGUAGUGGGUAAUGUUGAAAUUAUUACUAAGACUGUUCAUUUUAAUUAUAAAUAUGCUUUGCAAUUAAUGAAUGUCGACACAGGAAAAGAAUAUAAUCUUCCGCACUUUGUUCGCACCAUUGCUCAUGAAAUAGCCCACUGUCUUUUGCUUGACUAUGACCAGAAUUAUCUUAAUAUCGAUGACCCUCAUACUGAAAUGCACAGAGUAUUAACUGGAUCAUUAGAACUUUAUCUAUGA